ACACUCGUGUUUCCAACUGCUGGGUGACCCCGGGGAUUAAUGAGAUAAAUAAAGAAGAUAAACGAGUGUUUAAAGGAUGAUGUUUUCAGCCUGAAACAGAGAUGCUCUCUGUUUUAUUUCGAAGAAGCACCUUUGCAGCCCAGAAGGUGUGGCAUUGGGCAGGUCCUCCACAAAGAUGCCGGACAUCCACCCUGACCGGGGUCUCUGGUGGAGGAUCCAGCUCCCUGCAGACCUGCUGGGCCUCAACAGCAAAGCUGCCAUUUUCACAAAGGGACGACGGACAAGUAAAACAUUGUGCUACCCUCUGUGUCAGGACGAUUGAGCUCCUCCAGAGGACCCAGACUCAGUCAGCUCCAUUUUCAGUGAAGAAUCGUCAUUUCCACUCCUCUGCUGCGCGGCUGAAGAAGCGACCACCACAGCCUGAAGCUCCCAGAGAGCUGGAUCUGCUGCGCUAUGACAUGAAAGACUUGUGGAAGGGUCCCAAACCCGCCUUGUACUUGGGGUUUGCAGGGCUGCUCCCCUUUGUUGCCCCCACUCUGCUCAUGGGUGUGACGGAGAAUUACUAUCCAGAGUUGGCCUACGCUCAGUUAGCUUAUGGCGCCUCCAUCAUUUCCUUCCUGGGUGGAGCUCGCUGGGGAUUCACUCUUCCUGAGAGCAGCCCAGCUAAACCUGACUGGAUAAAUCUGGCGAACAGUGUGGUCCCCUCCCUGCUGGCCUGGGUGAGCAUGCUGAUGAGCGACAACAUUGUGUCCACAGCCACCAUGGUCAUCAUGGGACUAGCAGUCUCGCUGCAUUAUGAUCUGUCUCUGCUGCCCACUUACCCCAGCUGGUUCAAAGCCCUGCGCGCCACCCUGACCAUUGUGGCAUUUAUUUCUCUUGUUGGUACUCUCAUAGUUCAUGAAGUAUACCCGGAAAAGAAGCUAUUCUCAGAUUAAAUAGCAUAAAGAAAUGUAGAACUAUAAAGCCACCAUGUUUUUUUUAACUUUGGUGAUCAUAUUUCAAGAGUUUUUUCUUGAUGUUGAGUUUUCCACCUCUAUUCUGUCUCAGUCAAGCAGCUGAAGUUGUGUAUUUUAAAUAUACCAGAAACUGCUGGCCUGUGCAAAGGCAGAACAGAAUGUAAUUAAUAUUAUGUGCACCUCUCAUAAUAGGGGUGCAAUGGAAUUAUAAUCCUGAUUUUCCCCGUCAGGCCCUUACUUUAAAGCCUCUGUGUUUAAGUUCUGUACGUUAAUGUAGCAUCUUUCUUUUAAGAUGAAAUACAUUUUUAUCAGUUUUUUUAAGUCGCCAAACUCAGACAAUUUUCAAAUGCCAUAUAUCAAAAGAACUGAAUAAACUAGACUGACAAUGUGGACGUUUUUGCCGAAUGAAUGUCAAAUAAA
Molecule: messenger RNA, 1376 nt
Organism: Plectropomus leopardus (leopard coralgrouper)
Lineage: Eukaryota; Metazoa; Chordata; Actinopteri; Perciformes; Serranidae
Product: transmembrane protein 69-like
Source: RefSeq, a predicted model, not a curated record